AUGAAGCCUUCUCACUUUCAUCUUGUAAAACGAAAAUGGGAGAGUGCAGUUAAGAUUAACCCAAAGGUUAGGUUAAUUAUAGUGAGAGUGACGGAUGGAAGGUUUCUAAUAAGUAGCAGUAGAAAAAGAAAACAAAAAACAUUGGAAAAUAGAAAAGGAAUGGCGAAUUGUUUAUGCAGCCGUCAACAAUUACAGUAUCGCAAUCGCUUCACGAUCAGCCGCCUAAACGAUUAUCAGCGCCGCCGUCUUCCUUAUUUGGCAGUUGCAGAUAGUCGCCGUCGCACCCGCAUCUAUUGUAACUAUGAUGACAGCACCGCCAAACCCAACCCUUCCUCCUCCUCCUCCUCUUCUGGAAUUCAACUUUACGGUCAGAUUGAAAGAUUACUCACGGAAACUGUUAGGCAGUCCCAAGACGGUUCCAAAGACUGGACUGAGGUUGAGGGGGCAUGGGUUCUCAGACCAAGAAGCUCGCCGCCCAAGUUUGUUGUUCAUUUCGUUGGUGGUAUAUUUGUUGGAGCAGCUCCCCAGCUUACCUAUCGUUUAUUUCUUGAGCGCCUUGCAGAAAAGGGUGCUCUGGUAAUCGCGACACCGUAUGCUAGUGGAUUCGACCAUUUCUUUAUUGCAGAUGAAGUUCAGUUUAAAUUUGACAGGUGUUUUCGGGCAUUACAAGAAACGGUACAAGAUCUUCCUACUUUUGGCAUUGGACAUUCAUUGGGAUCCGUCAUCCACCUUUUAAUUGGAUCGCGAUAUGCUGUGCAAAGGUGUGGAAAUGUGUUAAUGGCAUUCAACAACAAGGAGGCUAGCUCAGCUAUUCCUUUGUUCUCACCUGUUCUUGUCCCGAUGGCCCAAGGCAUUGGACCUUUUUUAUCACAGAUCACAUCAUCUUCAACCAUCCGCCUUGGGGCAGAAAUGACUUUCAAGCAACUAGAGAACCUUAGUCCCCCCAUUAUGAAGCAAGUUCUUCCAUUGGUGGAGCAGCUCCCUCCAUUGUACAUGGACUUGGUUAAGGGAAGAGAAGACUUCUCUCCAAAACCAGAGGAAACUCGCCGACUUAUAAAAUCAUACUAUGGCAUUUCUAGAAAUCUUCUGAUAAAGUUCAAAGAUGAUGCAAUUGAUGAAACUUCAACAUUAGCUCAGGUGCUCAGUUCAGAAUCAGCUAUUAGUUCAAUGCUAGAUAUGUCGAUUCGUUUAUUGCCAGGAGAUCAUGGGCUUCCUUUGCAACAGAACCUCCCAGAUGUCCCUCCAGCAAUGGCAGAUGCAGUAAACCGUGGAAGUGAACUUUUGGCGAAUCUGACAGUUGGAACACCGUGGGAAACAGUUGCCAAAGAAGUAGGUAACACAUUGGGUGCAGAUUCGAGCAUUCUUCGUGCAGAAGUGUCCAAGGAUGUUAACCUGCUGGUGGAUGUGAUUACUUUGUGGAUGGCAUCAAGUACAGGUCCAAAACUUCUGAAGCCAUGAUGAAGCGUAGGAAGCUCGAAAGACAAAAUUCUCGAGAUGGCAGUAAAGUCUGUUGUACAUGCAUUAUGUUUAGGCAUCAUUAUAUGCAAUAUCCAAUCUUGAUUAAAAAAAAAAGAACUGUUACCAAUUCAUCUCCUUUUGUUCUUAGUUCUAUAGAAACACAAAAAUUCAUAUAUAAAAGAAAGAUGUAUUUUUGGUCUUA
Molecule: messenger RNA, 1660 nt
Organism: Mercurialis annua (annual mercury)
Lineage: Eukaryota; Viridiplantae; Streptophyta; Magnoliopsida; Malpighiales; Euphorbiaceae
Exons: 10
Coding region: 1-1458 (485 amino acids)
Source: RefSeq, a predicted model, not a curated record